CACGUGUGUUUUGAUAUCAGGUUGAGGCUCCGAACUUGCGCCGGGUCCGUUUAGAGAAUUCAAUCAGACAGGACACAGUGGUGCCGUGGAGUGGGUUCGUUCUCUGAGCCAGACUGAUUUCAUUCGGGCAUGCCUUAUUCUUCCGGUCCGGCUUCUGAAUUGCUCUGGAAUUUCUCGCACACCCGCUCUGAAUAAGCCUCUCUGAUGGAGAUCGUCAGUGAUCGGACUCCCAGAUCCGUGGAAGACGUGAGGUGCGAAGAUUGCGAAGAGGCUGAUGAUCCCACGGUGGCAGAAUCGAGGAGCGAGAAUGCAGGGACGGACGAAUAUUCCUACACGCAGAGGGACAAUUUCACGUCCGAGAUUUUCAAGAUCGAGGUCGCGAACCUACCUUUUCACAUGUCGCCAAAAGACUUCAAAAAGCUCUUGACCGGUCGCUUACGACUACAGCCUCAUAAAAUCAAGAUGUUCAACAUCAAGAGAGCACGAUUCGCAUUUGUGACUUUUAAAAACGAUCAGCUGCGGGACGAUGCAAUCAAAGCCCUGGACGGCUAUCAUCACAAGCAGAAUACUUUCCGCGCGGAGCUUGCUAAGCCGAGAGCAGAUCCUGUCCAACGAGCAAGGAAACAGCGGAGCCAUUUGCUAACCGGUGAAUCGAAUCCAGGAACGCAAUCCGUUCUCGACGUAGUUAUACCCUGGCACGGCGACCCUUACGACGAGCAGCUCCGACGGAAACAGUCAUCAAUCGAGGAGGUUCUCAUCAAGCUGGAACGUGAUCUCAGUCGCCAGCAAUCGAAAGAUUUCAAUGACUUUGUUCGGGCUCUGAAAGAAGACACAGGCAGGAAGACUAUCUGUGAUGUAGCCGACAUCUGCGGGAGUCCUCGAGAGAACUUCUACCGCAACAAGAAUGAAUUCACGCCGGGUCAUGACGAGACGGGGAGGCUGGUGUUAGGUUUCCGGAAAAGUAGUUACAAAAGAGGAUCCACUGAAGUCGGUCGAGUCUGUGACGGUAUGAAGCACAUUCCAAAGCGAGCCCUGGAGGUAGCGGAGCUAUUCGAACAAUACUUCUUACAAUGUGCCGAGGCGCGACCCCCGUAUGACGCUCAAGAUGAGCGCGGGUACUGGAGGCAAGUCACAGUCCGGACGUCUGAAACUGAUCAGUGUAUGGUGAUUGUAUUGAUGCAUCCCCAAGAUCUCACGAUCGAAGAAGUUGAGCAGGAAGUCUCGAAACUGAGGACUUAUUACGAUUCCUCUCUCAGUGGUGUCGUCUCAUCGCUCUACUUCCAGCGAUUCGACAAGAAAAGUAAUGUGUACCCAUUGGAGCAUGUCGCGGGCUCUGAAGUUAUCACGGAAGAAUUGCUCGGUAUCAGAUUCGAGAUAUCGCCCCCCAGUUUCUUCCAGGUAAACACGAAGGCGGCUGAGAUUCUGUACGGGAGAAUUUUCGAGCUGGCAGAACUUGCAGCUGACUCCACGGUGCUCGAUCUUUUUUGCGGCAUUGGCUCCAUAGGACUCACCAUGGCUUCAAAAGUAAAGAGAGUCAUAGGGGCUGAGAUAAUCCCGGAUGCCGUGGACAAUGCGCGCCGCGUUGCCAGCCAGCACGGUAUCAACAAUUGUGAAUUCAUUGCGGGUAAAGCGGAAGACGUACUCUCUCUCGCUCUACACAAAGUCUCAGACGAAAAGAAGGUCGUUGCCAUCCUAGAUCCCCCGCGGCAGGGUGUUCACAAGCGAGUCAUCAAGCUGCUUAGAUCUAGCGAGAACAUAUCGUGCAUAGUAUACGUAGCCUGCAAUCCCGCCGCGGCGAUGCCUAAUAUCAUUGAUUUCUGCAAGCAGUCGAGCAACAAUUAUCGAGGAGGGCCGUGGUUCCCUUGUGUGGCGCAAGCCGUUGACAUGUUCCCUCAUACGCCUCACACUGAGCUCAUCGUUGUUCUGAGGAGAUUCAAGGACGUCGUGCUAUCCUCGCGAGCGAGAGGCGAAGCCGAUAGUGUGAGCUGAAAUUCGUGAUUGCUGUCUCGGUCGGCCCCAGAAACGCUCACAUUUUGGCAUAAUAAAGGAGUUGGACUCAACGGGAU
Molecule: messenger RNA, 2066 nt
Organism: Galendromus occidentalis (western predatory mite)
Lineage: Eukaryota; Metazoa; Arthropoda; Arachnida; Mesostigmata; Phytoseiidae
Product: tRNA (uracil-5-)-methyltransferase homolog A
Exons: 1
Coding region: 205-1989 (594 amino acids)
Biological process (GO): RNA processing
Molecular function (GO): RNA binding; RNA methyltransferase activity
Source: RefSeq, a predicted model, not a curated record